Molecule: messenger RNA, 1193 nt
Organism: Arachis stenosperma
Lineage: Eukaryota; Viridiplantae; Streptophyta; Magnoliopsida; Fabales; Fabaceae
Exons: 2
Coding region: 662-964 (100 amino acids)
Source: RefSeq, a predicted model, not a curated record
UGAAACCAGAAACCCUAAUUAAGGUGUUCCAAUAUCUGGCGAUGUUUGUAUUUUUGGUAAGAAAAUUUGGGGGAAAAUAAAAAUUGAAUUGAAUGGUAGGAGGAGAAGCUGAUGAUGAGGGUAUUAUAGGCAUGAGCUGUAGCGAUAUAUUUGCGCACCGUGUUCUCAUAGUACACGGGUUGUUGCAGCUAUGUUGAAUGUGCCAUAAUGCUAAUCUGAGGCUCCUUUCUCUCAUUAAUCCAAACGGGUUUUGAUGUCUAGAACUAAUUCACUAACUAACAGUCAAUUUGCCAACCUUUUUUCUGAAUGAUUGUUGAUGCCACUCAGCAAAUGGAUAUAUAUAUUUAUCAUGGAACCGUUUUGAGUUAUGACAAGCAACUACUACUUUGAGUCGUGGGUUUGAAUGGUAGCUAACCAAUGUUCAUCUGACUAGUAGUUUAAGCAGCUUUGUUACAAUUCGAUGUACCGUGUACGAAGAAGGAUUUUCUGACUUGAAUGUUAAGAGAUUUAUAGCCACUAUAUAAGAUCCACUACAUAAGAAGCUUUGUUAGAACUUCAUAGUUUCACUACACCUCUUCCUUCCCUCUAGCUUUUGUAAAUACAACCUACUUGGGGUGCUCUGUUUUGUGUUCUAGUGUGUGGAGACUAGAGACAUCUAGCCAUGGGACCGGGUGGGCCGGGUGGUCCUGGUGGGCCUGGUUUUGGUGGCCUUGGCGGACCUGGAGGCCCUGGAUGGGGUCCUGGCCCUGGUUGGGCUCCGGGGCCUGGUGGACCAGGCUGGGGUCCUCCUGGGCCUGGUUUCUUUGGACCCGGUGGAUUUUUUGGUGGGUUUGGAGAUGGUAUAUGCAACCUCAUUUCUUCAUGCUUCUAUUGUUUGUGCUGUUGUUGGUUGUUCCAAGGUUGCUUCGGAGGUCCACGUGCAUCAUUUGGCCCACCCGGCCCAGGAGGUCCACCUGGCUUCUGAUGGGCAGGCGUAUUGUCCACACUGCUAUUGUCUAUCCGGAAUGAGGAUUAAUCAAGGCCUGGCUUCACUUUGUUCUCGAGUUGUGAUAAGAAGAACUAGAUGUAAUAAUGCAAGGCUAUUGUUCUUGUAAUAUGUCCUCUAUCUUUUUGUCAUUUUUUUAGCAGAACCAUUCAUACUGUAUUUCUUCUUUUCUGAUCAAAGAUUUUCAAGUCAUGAAUUUGAUACAUCA